AUGGAGAGUUUCAGCGCUGAAGAUCUGUCAACCAUAGGCGGCAUAGCGACUGUGUCUCUUCUUCAUUCUUUCAUUCCUACCCAUUGGCUUCCAUUCUCUAUCGUCGGCCGUGCCCAAAAAUGGACCCUUUCUCGUACCCUUUUCGUCACCGCAUUUGGAGCAGUUCUGCAUGUAAUAUCCACUUCGAUUCUAGGUAUAGCAGCCAUAACUAUGGCAAACACAAUCGCUGGUGAAGAAACAGUGCAUAAACUUGCUUCAAUUUUGCUCAUAGUUCUUGGUGGUAGCUAUAUACUGUUGUUUUUGUCUGGUAAGGGUGGACAUAGUCAUUCUCAUAACCAACCCAUGGAGAAAAUGGCCGUAGCUGGCCUUGUCCUUGUUCCGGCGUUGUCUCCUUGUGCAACCACCCUCCCUGUGUUUCUAGCUGUCGGAAAUUCGUCUUCGAUGAUGAUACUUGCCAUCAUAGUGCUGCUAUUCAGCACCAUAGCAGUGAUGACCUCCCUGGUGGCUUUAUCCUUCUACGGUGCUAGCCAACUCAAGUUCCAUUGGGUGGAGCGAUACGACAAAGUUCUUGUGGGUUCAGUUCUAUGCUUGGUAGGGAUCUUAACACUCAUUUUUCACGAUCAUGAUGGAGGCGAAGGCUUGCAUGGACAUCACGUGCACAGGAAAAUCAUUGGUCUUUGACGGCAACAUCCUGCAAGCUUAUGUUUUUGGUUAGAGUAUGGCAUCAUCCAAUUUAAACCAUCAUUGUGCCUCAAGUGGAUUACAAGAAUGUUCUCUUCUUGCUAGCAAGUCUUGUCUAUGUUUAUAGUAUGGCCACUUUGCCGGCAAUGGUAAUCUGAAUUGAAUGAUCUGGAGAUACAAUGAAUUGUUGUUAUUCCUUUUUUACCCUUAUUGUUUUUUGGUCAAGGCCGGGGAAGGGAAUUUGAUCCCGAAGCUUGGCCACUGGUUCUCAAAUUAUCUAUGUUAUCCCUAAGCUAUUGUAUAAAUCAGAUCCAUCUAAAGGGACACGGUUUCUUCUGCCCAUCACU
This is a messenger RNA of Hibiscus syriacus, 1028 nucleotides long. RefSeq lists its product as uncharacterized. NCBI's taxonomy places the organism in Eukaryota, Viridiplantae, Streptophyta, Magnoliopsida, Malvales, Malvaceae. The coding region runs from base 1 to 681 and encodes 226 amino acids. The transcript has 3 exons. The record is from RefSeq and is a predicted model, not a curated record.